GAGCCAAGCUAAUCUUAUCGAAAGCCAAAAACCAAUCUAAUCAAUCCGGUUUUUUUCUUCCCAACGCUAUGGCUGUUCACCUAACAUCCAUCCUUCCACGCUUCUCUACACUGGAAGAACACGCAACCAUCGUUUCAUCCACUCCCCAGAACUUCUCCGAUAUCCCCCCUGUGCUUCGACACGAGCAGAAAGAGGUGAAUGUCACGUUUGACGCCCCUUUGGAAGGCAAAGCAGAGUGGCUGCAUGGCACACUAUACGUGAUCGAUUCCGUACUGGCGUUUGUCGAGGACGGUGAGAAUGCUCAGGGCUGGCAGAUAGAGUACCCUGCCAUUACUCUCCAUGCGAUAUCAAAAGCAGGGGGUGGGAUUUACUGCCAGCUGGACGAUAAAUUUGGUCGUGUUGGGACGGAGGAAGAAGAGGAGGAAGGGGAGGAUACGAUGAGAGAACUUAUUGUUGUUCCGAAGGAUAGCGAGUCGCUAAAUGCGAUCUUUGAAGCAUUGUCCUUCUGUGCCUCGCUGCAUCCCGAUGAACCAUCACCAUCAGAUGAUGAAGACGACGAAGCCUUUGUGGAUGCUGAUGAAUUUGAAGUCUUUGAUAGAACAGAGGAGCAGGAGCUCAGCGAAGUUGGGAGGGUGAGGAGUGAUUUUAUCCAUGAUUCUCGUUAUCAGCCAUAUUGAUCCAUUUUCACACCAUUUUUUCCCAUUUUGACUUGGAGUGUAGGCGGCCCUCGAGCACCUAGAGUCGAUUAUCGACCGUGGCGACGAACGGACAAAGGCUGUGGCGGAAUCAGGUGCCGAGUAAAGAGAUACCAAGGCCUUGUAGCUUCAAAAAACCUGUAUCACCAUUUUAUAUCACAGUCUUCGGAAUUUAUGACAGGUAUUGUGGUAUUCAAACAGGCGGCACUUUGGCACUUGGAGCAAAGAAAAUUAUUUUACUCAUGCUGUGCCACGCUAUCACGACUAUCACAUGACAAUGUCAUACUGAAGAGAACGCGACUUGAUAUUCACAUCCUUAGGAACAGGCAACUGGGUAUAUAGUC
This is a messenger RNA of Guyanagaster necrorhizus, 1039 nucleotides long. RefSeq lists its product as uncharacterized. The record is from RefSeq and is a predicted model, not a curated record. Gene Ontology annotation, cellular component: cytosol; spliceosomal complex; pICln-Sm protein complex. Gene Ontology annotation, biological process: spliceosomal snRNP assembly; mRNA cis splicing, via spliceosome. The transcript has 2 exons. The coding region runs from base 69 to 677 and encodes 202 amino acids. NCBI's taxonomy places the organism in Eukaryota, Fungi, Basidiomycota, Agaricomycetes, Agaricales, Physalacriaceae.